Molecule: messenger RNA, 3556 nt
Organism: Rhagoletis zephyria (snowberry fruit fly)
Lineage: Eukaryota; Metazoa; Arthropoda; Insecta; Diptera; Tephritidae
Gene: smid
Product: nuclear valosin-containing protein-like smid
Biological process (GO): ribosome biogenesis
Cellular component (GO): nucleus
Molecular function (GO): ATP hydrolysis activity; preribosome binding; RNA binding
Source: RefSeq, a predicted model, not a curated record
AGCUCAUCGAAUAAUUUGGCAACGCUGGUGUAAAAGGCGUUUAGGUAGCGGGCGUCGGGAUUUAAUAAAGUUUAUUAAUUUUACAGCCGCUGAACAACGUUUGCAAAAAGUGUAAAAAUGAAGAAAACCAAACCGAUACUUCACGACCCUUUGAUAAUCAAUCGUGUAAAACAGUAUCUAGAAGAAAAUGUUGAUAAGAAAUUUUUGGAUGUAAGUGUUAUGACAAGACAAUUGAUGGAGCGUUAUCCAGAAUAUACGCGUCGCAAGCAAGCGCCUUUUCGGGCUCUAGUUGAGCAGGCUUACCGUGUUGUAUCACAAAGCUAUGGUUUGGAAAGUCAGCCGUCAAGUGCAGAUGAAUCGGAUGGUUCUGAUUUGGAAGUAAUGGAUGACUCUGUUUCGGGCAAUUUGAUGAACAAUUUAAUGAACAAUCUGUAUCAAAAACCCAAGGGGAACGCUUCAAAGCCUACAGCAGCAAAGCAAUCUGCCGGCGAAGCAAUUGACAUUAGUAGCGAUGAUGACAGUGCGGAUGAUAAUUGUACCAAUGGUAAAUCAUCGGAUGGUAAUGUGAAUGCGUCAAGCACAGCAAAAUCAUUCUCCGGUGUUAUUCUUACAAAAAGCAAUGCGCCAGUGGAAUCAUCUUCUAAGGGGUCAUCUACAUCAGCCACUACGGAAACUACCGGUGUGUUGUCUGUAACAUCUGGUGCUCAGAAGCGUCAUGAAUUUACCGAGUCCACUGAUCCACAACAGCAACCAAACAAAAAGCAAAAGAACGAUAGGACUGCUCUGCCAUACGAACGGAGUCAAAAUGAUCAUCAACCGCAGGGCAUGCGUCAGCAUUUACAGCAGCAGCAGCAGCAACAGAACCAGCGUUUCAGUCGCUUGACAAAUUGUGCGCAAGCCAGCGAUCCUGCUUCAGGCCCCUUUCCAACUUUGGGUUCAAAUCAGUUGAAUCAAUUACGUCAACGCAAAUUCAAGAAAGAGGUUGUAUUACGAAAGUCACGUGAAACUUUUCAAGAUAUUGGUGGCAUGGAGAAAACUUUGAAAGAGCUCUGUGAAUUAUUAAUGCAUAUUAAAUCGCCGGACAUUUAUUUCGUUUUGGGCCUGAUGCCGCCACGUGGUUUGCUAUUACAUGGGCCGCCAGGGUGUGGUAAAACUUUACUUGCACAUGCAAUUUCUGGGCAACUCAAUUUGCCGCUUAUAGAAGUCGCAGCUACAGAACUGAUUGCUGGCGUAUCGGGGGAGUCGGAAGAACGUAUACGAGAUGUUUUUGAGCAAGCAACUAUUUAUGCCCCUAGCGUUUUGUUUAUCGACGAAAUUGACGCUAUUUCAUCGAAUCGCUCUAUGGCACAAAAAGAUAUGGAAAGAAGAAUUGUAUCACAAUUGAUUAGCAGCUUAGAUAAUUUGAAGAUGACAGAAGACGGGCAAAGUGUAUUGGUAAUAGGGGCGACUACACGACCUGAUGUGCUUGAUCCAGCAUUACGUCGAGUUGGACGGUUCGAUCAUGAGGUUGCUAUAGGCAUUCCAUCGCGUAAGGAUCGCAAAGAUAUAUUGACAAUAAUUUGUUAUGGACUCUCGGUGGAUCCAAAGUGUGACUUUGAUAAAAUAGCAGAGCUAACACCAGGUUAUGUUGGCGCUGAUCUCUUGGCACUUGUUUCACGUGCUGCAACUAUAGCUGUGAAGAAAAAAUGUGCUGAGUGUAUUCGCGCAUUCCAGUUAGAAUCGCAACGCAACAUUACCAUCGUCGAUUUGGACGAUGAGGCCGACGAAAGCGCAGACGUCAGCAGCAAACAAGCAGAUCAAAGCAAAUCUGGCAAAGAUGAAGUCUCGAAUGAAACCAAUUCCAAAUCAAAAGAAGAAACAGUAAAUGAAGAGCAAUCAAAGGACAAGAACAGCGAUGCAAAAGAGGCAGAUGCUGACGCUGAGAAAAAAACGGAAAGUAAUACCAAUGGAUCGGCAAAGGAAACGUCAUCAAAUCCAGGUAAAAAAGACACAGAAGCAAUGGAUGUUGAUGAUGAAGACCAAGAGUCCACUAAAGGCGAAGAAAAUACAAACAAUACCACAAAAGUACAAGUGGCUGACAGUAGCGAAAAACCCACUGAAGAGGUUUCUACCAACGAGCAGAGUAAAUCAAAUGAAUCCACAAAUUCGACAUCGAAGUUAGAAACUAUAGCCGACACACAGAAUUCUUCAGAACCAUCACUUUUAGAACUCUUAAAUUGGCUGGAUAAUCCCCCUUCGGAUUUGUCAUACGCUACCGAAUUCUGCAUAACAGUGGAUGAUUUCUUAGAAGCAGUGAAAGUUGUACAACCGUCAUCGAAACGUGAAGGCUUUAUAACAGUGCCUGAUGUAACGUGGGCCGAUGUCGGUUCAUUACAUGAUAUACGUGAAGAGUUGCAAUUGGCAGUGCUGGCACCAGUGAAAUUUCCCGAGAAGUUAAUUACUUUAGGUUUGACGGCGCCUUCCGGUGUGUUGCUGUGUGGCCCGCCAGGUUGUGGUAAAACUUUACUUGCCAAAGCUAUAGCCAACGAGGCAGGCAUCAAUUUUAUAUCAGUUAAGGGACCGGAGUUAAUGAAUAUGUAUGUGGGUGAAAGCGAGCGUGCAGUGCGCGCGUGUUUCCAACGGGCACGUAACUCGGCGCCAUGUGUAAUUUUCUUUGAUGAGUUUGAUUCUUUGUGUCCGAAGCGGUCGGAUAAUAAUGAAGGUGGUUCGGGAACGCGUGUUGUCAAUCAAUUACUUACAGAAAUGGAUGGUGUUGAAGAACGUAAAGGAGUCUACAUUUUGGCAGCAAGUAAUCGGCCAGACAUAAUAGAUCCAGCUAUACUACGUCCCGGACGUUUGGAUACUAUACUCUAUGUAGGGCUGCCGCAGAAAGAAGAGCGCGUGGAAAUACUAAAAGCUACAACAAAGAAUCGUACACGACCUGAAUUAGCUGAUGAUGUAGACUUUGCUGAACUAGCCGAAAACUCUGAUGGUUAUACCGGUGCUGAUUUGGCUGGCCUAGUGCGGCAAGCAGCAAUGUUGGCCCUGAAAGAGUCUAUACAAAAUCCGGAUUCUACAGAUUUACGUGUACGAAAGGAACAUUUUGAUCAAGCGCUGAAACUAUUGCGACCUUCAGUUACUCCACAGGAUCGCAAAAAUUACGAAAAAUUGCGUUUAAAGUACGCUGCACCGAGAAUCCCCACAACUGCGACAGAUAAUGCAGAAUAAAUAUUUUAGAAAUGAAUAUAACAAAAUAGUUCGCGAUAGAUUACGAUUAAAAAAGGAUAAUUGUUGUAGCUCAUCGCAUCAGCAACUAUAAAAUAUGCGUUUUUAAUACAUAAAAAUACAUUACUCAAUCCGAUUGGCGUUACUAUCCUUGUUCCGGCAUCUCAUCCAUGUACAAGUUCUAGCUUAGUUUUCAGCAAGUGUUUAGAGUAUGACUUGAAUUUAAUUUUCCGUUAACAAUUCACGUUGUGAAUUAAAUUUCGUUAUAUGUAUUUUGUAAAUCAUAAAAACAUUUACUUAUGGAUUAUAAAUAAAGCGAAAUGUGCAUGUCUAAAGGUAUGCAACAGAUGAA